AUGCCAUUGCCGCCACAUCUAUCUCUCGUAGAUUCUACUGCAAUGGCUGGCGGAGGCGGCUGGGCUGAUCUCCCGCUGGAUCUCUUCUCCCUCAUCUUCUCCAAACUCUCCCUUCCUCAAUUACUCCGUUCAGCCGCCGUCUGUGUUUCGUGGUCGGCUAACGCCCGCGAUCUGUCCACGCGCAGCAACUGCUUUAAGUUCCGCGGUCAGAACCCCUGGCUCGUGCUUUACGACGAUCCCCAUGGCGACCCCUCCGCCAUCACCUUCUACGCUCUCGAUGAGCGAAGGGAGUUCACCAUCCCCGUCCCGGACCCUCCCAUAAGAGAUCGACUCUUCCUCGGCUCUGCUCACGGUUGGAUCAUCACCAUCGACGUCCACCUCUUUGUGCAACUGCUGAACCCGAUCACCGGCGCGCAGAUCGACCUCCCUCGCGCCCUCCUCUCUGAGCGCGCCCGCCCCAUCCGCGACAUUGCAAGGCGUCUAAUGGGCUUCAUGAUGCCGAUACCAGGGGAGGAAGUGGAGGUAAAUGGUGGAAUCCCUAGCCAAUGCUGUCUAGAACAGCAUCACCUUAAAGCCAUCCUAUCUGCUGAUCCGUCGCUCGGAGACGGCUACUCCAUCGCGCUCAUCCAUUAUCCUUCCAGGAGAAUCCUUUUUACCCGCUCCGGUGAUGCAAAAUGGUUCGACCUAAGGAACUCCAUUUCAGUUGAAAAUAUAGUCUUCCAUAAAGGUAAACUGUAUAUGAGCACACUUUCGGAAGUGUGUGUUUGUGACUUAGACGAGGCCCAAAUUCAAGAUGGCGAAAUGCCCAGAUUUAGAGUGGUCGAUCGAGCUUUAUAUCGUCCACAUGUACACUACUUUCUUAAGACUCCUCGGGGAGAUCUUUUCAGUAUUUGGAGGGACAAGUUUAGGAAUACAGUCUCUAUCAAGGUUUACAGGGUGAUGGAUGAGGAAAAGCCAAGUGAAAGACUAGAGACAGUGAUAGACUUGGGAGAGUUUAUUAUCCCCGUACACGACGAUAGGGUGGUGGUGGACAAAAGUAUGAGAUUAGAAGAAGCGAAUGACUUGGAAGACUUCAUCGUCUACUUAGGCGGCUGCCACCAACUUUGCCUUCCUGCUCGUGAUUUUCCACAUUUGACGCCUAAUUCUAUAUAUAUUACAGAUGACUUAGAACUUCUAAUUCUAGAUCGAGAGUUUGCCGAAGAUUUGAUUGGAUAUUGGCACCGGUAUUCCUUCACACUGCCUAUGAUUUUGGAACGAAUGUGGUUCACAGACACACUGAAUUGUCCGAUUUCCUUUAGCAUCGACAAGCCUUUCCUCCGAUUAUACUGGCAGCCUCCCUCGAGCUCCAUUUGUCAGUAA
Molecule: messenger RNA, 1359 nt
Organism: Zingiber officinale
Lineage: Eukaryota; Viridiplantae; Streptophyta; Magnoliopsida; Zingiberales; Zingiberaceae
Product: putative F-box protein At5g38270
Exons: 1
Coding region: 1-1359 (452 amino acids)
Molecular function (GO): protein binding
Source: RefSeq, a predicted model, not a curated record